UUGCUCCGCCACGUAGGGUUCAACUGCAAUGACUCGUACUCUAUUUUAUAAAGGCAUUCAGUGUAUCAUAAUAUUAAUUUGUAUUAGAUUAACAAGAAUGACAACAAACAAUGAUGCGAGUACCAUGCCCUCAACAGCCGAAGACGAUUCAAACUAUGAUACCAAAGACGAGAAACAUACAUUGAAUGAGUCAAUUUGGAGACCAUACCAAGGAAAAGUGUCGCCUUUAAAAGUGAUUGAUUUUGAUGUCGAAGGCAAUUUAAUUGAAAUGCAAGUUCAAAACUUGACCAACUCAGGAGAGACACAUCAAAAAAGAACUCCUACAAGAUUAGAUACAGACAUUUUCGAAAGAAUAUUAUAUGGAAACAAGAGACCGAAAAAAGUGUUUUACAAAUGCAAUAAUCGUGAAUCUUGUACCUUUCUGAUUUGUCUAAAUGUCAAGAAGUUCUGUAAACUAUGUGAGAGUAGUAUGAAAAUGCCUUUGUUCAAGUCUACGACUUGUCGAUUAGUACCAACUUCAGAUUUAAUUGGAAAACUUUGGAUGCAAUAAUAAUAAUUAUAUAUACGAUAACUUAAAAUAACAUAAAUUCUUUAUUUUUUUAUUAGGUACGAAUUCUACAGCAUAAUUUACUAACGCUGGGAAAUUACAUUGUUCGAGGAAUUCAAUGCGAUGCAGAAACCUACAUUAUAACGAACUGAUUCUACUUUCCUCCGGAUUACUCAUUGUUGUUGUUGUUGUCAUUACUGCAUUGUUUUUCAGAUAACUUGUAAAUACAUACUACUCACAGCUGUACCUACUUUAAAUUUACUUAUUAACGACUUAGAACUCUACGAAAUUCAUACAGAAGUAUUUGAAAGAAAACUCCUCAACCUCAUGUACAUAUCAUUCCAAUCUUUAUAUGAUGGGAUUGACUAUAGUUGAAGAAAAAAAACACACAAUUCCUUCCGGGUCAGAAGGUUACAUGAGUUGCUCUUGUAAGAAAAACUAGUCCUACGAUACAUCUACAUCUGAUUAAUAGCCAAGGAGAUCCGAGGCUCCCAAGUGUAGUAGCCAAUUUAAGCCAAACCCAGGACAACGCCAUGGCUAUUGGAUAUUACAGGGCAUUCCAAACAUGACUAAAUGACAAAUUAAAGAGCGUAAAGAGACAAGAAUGUUUUUAAUCUCCAAAGGUAAAGUAAAUUAAAAGGUUUGUAAGAAUGGCCGUUAGGCGCUCAUUAGGUAAACAUUCCCGGGCCCUUAUCUCGGAGAUAGGCUCCACAUACCGGCACGGCACCUAUUUAACGGCGACUGGGACUGUUCAAACAUUUACUGACGCAGCAGCCUUGCCUGCCACCAUGCUUGUGUUUAAGUGUUUUAUCCCGUUUUUAAUUAUGUGUUUCGUGCAAGGAGUUUAUUGCAAACCAACAAGCAAUGAGCUAACCGAGGGCCGUGGGAUUGGUUCAACGAUCUGGGGUUGGAUUUCGUAUCCCUUCACGGGAUGGUGGGGCUCUUCAGACACCGAGGCUCCGCCCCAGGCCGACCUCCUCCACGGGUCGACUACCAUCGGCCCGUACGACAACGUCGAGAUCGCGUCUCGAAACCUCACGAUCUGGUGCAACGACCACACUUGUACUACAAUGAAAUGCGACAAAACUGCGUGUGUAAAUGUUACGUGUAACAUUUAUGAUACGUAUGUUACGGGGCAAUGUCGAGAGUACAACAUGGGGUUGAAGCCAGAGGAGCCGAAGCCAUCAGUUUCCACCGAGCCCGCCUCUGCGCCGACCUCUGAAGCGGUUGCCGCGGUGCCGGAGUCAUCGACCGCAUCCAUAGUGCCAGUCCAAACAGAAGAACCAGCGGAACACCCGUUGGAAUUAGAAGCUGUACUGUCUUCCACAGUCACCAAGGGGAGCCCUGAUGUAGCGCCUCCAAAAUUAAACAAAUCGAGUCCUCAAAAUAAGAUCUAAACUCAACCUCAACUGAAGAUUCCGAAGCAACAUCCACUCUGAUUCUAGUAGCCAAAGAUUUGUUCAGCAACUACGCCCACUUCGUUAUAGAGCGCUUCGCAACGGCUCUGGCAGACAGCCUCAUGACUCAGCUCAAUAUCAAUUCGCAGUGUGUCGACGGAACAUGUUACUACGCUUUGUGUGAACACGAAAAUUGUCAAGUGCAGUUUUGUCAGUAUCACUUAGUAACUGGGGCCAAAACUUGUUCUAGUAGGCCAUUCGGUCCGCUGUCGACUACGACGCCCGCUUUGGAAUAUUCUAGCGAUAGUACAGUUAGUUACAAUGAUGAGGAUAAUAGUAUUAAUAGUAUCAGUUUGUUUGAUAGAAUUUUGAGCUAAUGUCAUCGAAAAUCUUGAGUUUCUAUUUUAUUCGACAAAAAUGUUUUAACUAAUACAGAAGCAGCAACAUACAGCGGAGCGCAUAAUUAAUUGUUCACUAAUCUUAAGCAUUUUAGAUAACGCAGUUGUUACAAAUGAAAAUUAGACGUAAACUCUAAAAUAUAAUAAUGUAAAUUGAGUAUUUAAAAGUGUUGCAAACGAUUAAAUUGUGUUAGACAA
Messenger RNA from Leguminivora glycinivorella, 2540 nucleotides. RefSeq lists its product as uncharacterized. The coding region runs from base 1198 to 1944 and encodes 248 amino acids. Lineage: Eukaryota; Metazoa; Arthropoda; Insecta; Lepidoptera; Tortricidae. The record is from RefSeq and is a predicted model, not a curated record. The transcript is spliced from 4 exons.